Aspergillus neoniger CBS 115656 is the source of this 360-nucleotide messenger RNA. RefSeq lists its product as uncharacterized. The record is from RefSeq and is a predicted model, not a curated record. The transcript has a single exon. NCBI's taxonomy places the organism in Eukaryota, Fungi, Ascomycota, Eurotiomycetes, Eurotiales, Aspergillaceae. Bases 1 to 360 code for a protein of 119 amino acids.
AUGUCAGAUUGGCUCGUGGGCCAGCUCAGAAACUCUUAUCGCUCCGGCCCACCGCGGAGUCUCUGCACGCAAACGGCUUGCUUCUUCCUGUCCGAUAACCGCUGCGGUCUCGACCCAUGGGCUGCGUCGCAAGCUUCUCAACUCCGCACUCUCUCUCCCAAGAGCAGUGGGGAAGCUGUGCCGUCCACGAUGGCUGGCGCAGCAGAACCUCAGCUGGAGACCCCACGGGGAAACCGAUCUCCGCGCGAGCCUGCUUGCGUGCUUGCGUGCUUGCUGCGUAUCUUCGUUGAUGCCUCUUGUGAUCGGUACGAUACUUCCUCCAUCGAUCAUUCAUCGCGACCAUUCUUGGGACUCGCAUGA